AUGUCUCUCCUCGACGAUCCCAUCGCUGCCGAUGAUUUGAUGCAAGACAGGUCUCGCGUCUUUGAGGAGUUCCUCGACGCCGAGACCCCUGUAUACAACUACCGCGACGACAUCGCUCGCAUGCUCCGCAAUGACGAGCGGCGGCUCAUCGUCAAUAUUGACGACCUCCGCGACUAUCGACGCGACUUCGCAGACGGGCUGCUCAAGCAACCGGUCGACUACCUCCCCGCCCUCGAAGACGCGCUCAUCAAGGUCGUCGAACGCGUGCACGACCGCGAAAAGCACGAGAUCGAGGGCAAGAGCUACCGCGUCGGGUUCAGCGGCUCCUUCGGCGACCACCACGUCAGCCCCCGCCAUCUCCGCGCAUUCCAGCUGGGCAAGAUGAUCUCCCUCGAGGGCAUCGUCACGCGCUGCUCGCUCGUGCGCCCGAAGAUGCUCAAGUCCGUCCACUUCUGCGCCGACACCGGCCUCUUCCACGCGCGCGAGUACCGGGACGCGACGACGACGACGUCCAACCUCCCCCCGACGUCGUCGGUCACGCCGCAGCAGGACGACGAGGGCCACCCGCUGCAGAUGGAGUACGGCUUCUGCGAGUUCCGGGACCACCAGCGGAUCAGCAUACAGGAGAUGCCGGAGCGCUCUCCCGCAGGGCAGCUUCCGCGCGCGACGGACGUGAUCCUCGACGGGGACCUCGUGGACAAGUGCAAGCCCGGAGACCGCAUACAGCUGGUGGGCGUGUAUCGCAGCGUCGGAGGCGGUGCGAACGGAACGUUCAAGUCACUUAUUCUCGCCAACAACAUCAACCUGCUUUCAUCCAAAGUCGGCGGCGGCAUUGCCCAAACGCCUCUCACGGACUACGACAUCCGGCAGAUCAACCAGUUGUCGAAGAAGGCGGGAAUCUUCAAGCUUCUCUCACAGAGCCUCGCCCCGUCAAUCUACGGCCAUGACAAGAUCAAAGAGGCGAUUCUCCUUCUCCUGCUAGGGGGUGCCGAAAAGAAUCUUCCGAACGGCACGCACAUUCGUGGCGACAUCAACAUUCUCAUGGUCGGCGACCCGUCGACGGCUAAGUCGCAAAUGCUUCGGUUCGUGCUCGGUACGGCCCCGCUCGCGAUCGCGACGACAGGUCGUGGCUCGUCCGGGGUCGGUCUCACGGCGGCGGUGACGACGGACAAAGAUACCGGAGAGAGGAGACUCGAAGCUGGCGCCAUGGUCCUCGCUGACCGAGGCGUGGUCUGCAUCGACGAGUUCGACAAAAUGUCGGACAUCGACCGCGUCGCGAUUCAUGAGGUCAUGGAACAGCAAACGGUGACUAUCGCCAAAGCCGGCAUCCACACCACCCUCAACGCACGGUGUAGUGUCGUCGCGGCGGCGAACCCGAUUUACGGGCAGUAUGACGUGCACAAGGACCCGCACAAGAACAUCGCGCUACCGGACUCCCUUCUCUCCCGUUUCGAUCUGCUCUUCGUAGUCACCGAUGACGUCGACGAGAACCGAGACCGCCAGAUCGCGGACCACGUUCUCCGCAUGCACCGAUACCUGCCUCCAGGCGUCGAGGAGGGCACCCCGGUCGUGGACAGCCUGUCGCAGCAGCUGUUCGUCGACGGGCCGGGUGUUGCGGGCGAAGAUGCCGAUGGCGGGGAUGCGGAUCCCUGGGAGAAGUACGACCCGCUUCUGCACGUCGGGAUCGCUCCCGCCCUCUCCAGCACGCGGCGGGGGGGCAAGCUGAAGAAGCCCGAGAUUCUCAGCAUCACCUUCGUGAAAACGUAUAUACAGUAUGCGAAGAGCAAGCCAGCCCCGAAGCUCACCCAGGGUGCCGCGAACCACAUCGUCAAUGUGUACGCAACGCUCCGGAACGAGGACCUCGACGGCACGCGGAAGAAGCGGACAUCCCCUCUCACGGCACGUACGCUGGAGACUUUGAUCCGUCUCGCCACCGCACAUGCGAAGGCUCGUCUGUCAACGGAGGUAAGGACGCAGGAUGCGAAGGUUGCUGAGGAAAUUCUACGGUAUGCACUGUUCAAGGAGGUGCUCAGGCGCCAGCGCCGGAAGAAGCGCAAGCUGAACAACGGCGCUGGCAACGUUGUUGAUGACGAGGAGGACGAUGAGGGUGAAGAGAGCGAUAGCGAAGACGAAGAGGAGGAAGCACCGCAGAGGAUGGAGAUGCCCAAGGCUAAGGCCAAGUCCCCUACGCCCGCAAAGCCCUCCCCUGUACCGGAGUCGCAGGACGAUGACGUCCAAAUGGGAGACGCGGACGCGGGCGGUCUAGUGAAUGGUGGCAUUCGCCCGGACAGGCUGAAGCUGUUCAGGACACGCCUUGCCAACCUGUUCGCGACGAAGCUCGUCGACGAGGAUCAGAUGUAUCUCAAUACGCUUGUUGAGAUGAUCAAUGAGGGUCUGUCGAACGACCAGCUGUUUGGCACGGCAGAGGCGACUGCUGCAUGUGGGAUCAUGACAGACGCGAACGAGGUCAUGCUCAGCGACGGAGUCGUCUACAAAAUCUAG
Messenger RNA from Dichomitus squalens LYAD-421 SS1, 2502 nucleotides. RefSeq names its product ATP dependent DNA helicase. The coding region runs from base 1 to 2502 and encodes 833 amino acids. Gene Ontology annotation, molecular function: ATP hydrolysis activity; single-stranded DNA helicase activity; single-stranded DNA binding. Lineage: Eukaryota; Fungi; Basidiomycota; Agaricomycetes; Polyporales; Polyporaceae. Gene Ontology annotation, biological process: DNA strand elongation involved in DNA replication; double-strand break repair via break-induced replication; DNA replication. The record is from RefSeq and is a predicted model, not a curated record. The transcript has 5 exons. Gene Ontology annotation, cellular component: MCM complex; nucleus.